Molecule: messenger RNA, 2305 nt
Organism: Rana temporaria (common frog)
Lineage: Eukaryota; Metazoa; Chordata; Amphibia; Anura; Ranidae
Gene: GFRAL
Product: GDNF family receptor alpha like
Exons: 10
Coding region: 61-1665 (534 amino acids)
Biological process (GO): nervous system development
Cellular component (GO): signaling receptor complex; external side of plasma membrane
Molecular function (GO): signaling receptor activity
Source: RefSeq, a predicted model, not a curated record
UGCUCAAAAUCAUUAGACACAUACACUUCACCAGUGACACCGGCUGCACUCUGGACUGCAAUGAGGCACAUCAGCUGCACAGCCUUUUGGUUAAUUCUUUUAAACCUGUCUGUACUUCAAGCUUCACGUUGUAAGAGCCUAAAAGAGAAAUGUAGAAAUUCCAAGGACGAUUGUGAAGGACUCUGGAAUGCAACACAAAGAAUUUGUGAAUUUUCAGGCAUUGAUUGCCAACUUAGAAAUUUAAUGAACUGUAGAUCAACCAUAUCCUAUUUCACGGAGACAUAUCCUGAGUUUAAAGCUUGCACUUGCUCAGAAGAUAUUUACUGCAGCGUCAAAAAGUUACUAGAAAUGGAAUGUAUUCCAGAACAAGUACAGAAUGUUCCUUUGGGACCUAUAAAGCAGCAAAUUUCUAUUAUACAAAAAAGCUCUAUGCAUCAUCCAAGAAAAAUUGAUACCACUUUGCCGGGAAAGGCAAAUGAUUGCAUUUUAGCGAAACAAUUAUGCAAAGAAAACCAUAAUUGCUUUUCUUUAUAUGAAAACUUCAAAAGUCAAUGCAUUCAUCCACAAGAAUGCACCCUGAAUGAUGCCGUACAAAGUUGUCUGACAGCUUGGAAUGAACUGAGAGAGACUGUAAUGGGAAACUGUGUAUGCCUAAACUCAACAAAAAGAAAGUGUAUCAAAGUUUGGAACAGUAUUUAUAAUAAUACGUGCUUGAAACAUGCAAAAGAAAGACACAUUUUUAAACAAUCAGAGAGUAAAAAUGAUUUUAACACUUUGGACAUAGAUUCAUAUUCUUCUCAAGUGACUAUAAAUUUAGAAUGGGAUACAAGUUCAUUAAAGGAUAUUGAAUAUGAAGGUCCAAUGUCUUGCUUUAAAGUUGCAGCACUUUGCAUUGGGGACUCUGUAUGCAAUAAGCACUUGGCCGUACUUAUGAAAUCUUGCCCUGUUAAUGGAAAUACAUGUAUUGUAAAGGACUGUGAUAAGACAAUGCGCUCAUUCUACGAAACUAUGCCUUUUAAUGUUUCCCAAAUGCUGGCAUUUUGUUAUUGUGACCAAUCUAAUGAGGACUGUCAAAGUGCUGGAGAGGUGCUCCACAGCAGAUCCUGCACAGCCACCACAGAUAUACUCGUUUCUUGUGUCCGUGUGGUCAAUAGCUGUCUUGAGAAUGACCUGUGCAGAGAAAGAUAUGAAGUCUAUCAGUCAAAAUGUUGGGAACACACUAGCAGAUGUCAGAAUGAAAGGAACUGUUUGCUAGGCAUAACCAGAGAGGAUCUGACUUGUUCUGCUAGUGAAGAAUGUCGAGCUGCAUACAUUGGAACUUUUGGAACAAAGCUGCAAACUCCAUGCACUUGUGACGCUGAAUAUGGUUAUGAGGAAAAGCAUUUGUGUGACUUGUAUUACCACAUACUGAAUGGCAGAUCGUGCGUGAAAAGAAUUACUGCAAGAAACAUUCAUGCAUCAUACAGUGACACACAAGAUGAACAGUUACCAAAACCGCACACCUAUCAAAGUGACCCGACAAUAUAUAUUAUUGCCUACACUACUGGAAUCGUUUUAAUUUUUGGAAUUAUUCUUUUGACUUUACUACAGACAAGAGGCUGUAAAUCACAAAAGAUAAUUAAUGUCCCAAGAAGAAAUGCUUCGGAAGGCUUAAUGAACUUGUAAUAAUUAAGACAUAUUUUAUAUAUAAUAUAUUCUUGGAUGAAGUUUUAGUGCUUAUUAGUGCUUAUUGCUAAGAGCAGUGCUGUGUUUAUUAUAUAUAUUUGUACCUUUUGGGGACCACAAUGGAAAGGUCUUCACACUGGAUUUCCUAGUUCUGAUACAUUGAAGUCUCACUUCUACUACUGCAUUGUGUUUACUGUAAAUCAAAAAUCUGAAUGAAGAGCAAGACCUCUCGCAGUGACAAGAGUAUGUGAAUAAUGCAGAUGUCACUCCAGUUCUGGGCAGACUGAUCCUUCAAUCCCUAUUAAUUCUACUUUGGUAAACUUUUUUGUAUUCUAAAGAAUUAAAAAACACAGUCCAUGUAAGUUUAGUUUAGUUAUAAUGAACGAGCCAAGCUUUUUAAUAAUGUAAAAGAUUGAUUGUUGUAUUAUUUUUUAUACAAUAUAAUAUGAAAUUAUGGAGAAUACUUUUUUUUUCUCCCUUUAAACUUUGUCAUAUAGUGAGAACAUCGGAAACAUCCAAGAGUAAUGCAAAAUGCAUGUACUUUUUUCUGACUGUAAACAUUCAGAAUCAAUCAAUCAUUCGAUCUAUAUACUGUAUAUAUAUACAUUCACUAUAUUACCAAAAGUAUUGUGACACCUGC